CCAUAACCAUAAAAAGAGUCCCCUCCAUCUUCUCUACAAAACCCAUUUAAAAAUAUCAGGAACGGACAACCUUCGCCGGUGACCACCGCGCCGGGAAAGAGCUUACGUGUUUUCAUCCCGAUCUGGGUCAGUCUUCAUCAAGAUGAAUCUUUUCCGGUUUUGACCGGUUCUUGUAUUUAGCAUUUUUUGACACUGAUCGGACCGGAUGUAGAUCCGGUUCAACCGGUUCUGUCCGGUUUUAAUAACCUUGAACCCAACUUAGGUUUUGCUUAUAAAUAAAUAAAUAAAUGAUGCAACUUACAAUCGCCCCUUCAAUUUAUUUAAACCACUGCCAAUCCCAAUCUUUGUUCUACCAGCUGUUUUGCAAUUCUCCAUCGCGACCUAAGUGUGGCUAUGAAUAGAAAUAAGGAUUCAAUUACCCCCGCAAGUGAUACUAUGCAAAGAUGCAAUAAAGCAAAAGGAGAGGGAAAAGUUGCAUGGCCUACUAUCCGAAGCUGCAAUAAAGUAAAAGGGAAUGGAAAAUUUGAUGAUGCAAGUCAUGAACUUUGCCCUUACUUUGAUAAUCUUCCAUCUCAAUUAACUACCCACAUUCUCCUAAAGCUUCCCAUUAAGUCUCUUCUCAUAUGUAGAUGUGUGUGCAAAAUUUGGAAUACACUUAUAUCAGAACCACAUUUUGCUAAAUUGCAAUUUGAGCGAGCACCAGUUAGUUUCGUGAUUCGAAAUUUAGACAAUAUAGGAGUGUCAAGAAACCUAUACCUUCUUGAGUGUGAAGCUGAAAAGUUUGAGAUUGGAAGCAAAAAUCAUGUGAAGCUUGACCCUAUAUUCGAGCUUCCUCUUUGUAAAGACAUAUCAUCUAGGGACAAAAAUGACGCCAAAUUUUAUAAGGUGAUAAAAAAAAAAAAAUCCAAGAUACGUUAUUUUACUCUCACCUCAAGUAGGGACAAGUUUGGCAUUGUGAAUUCUUGCAAUGGCUUGCUUUGUUUAUCUGAAACAUCUAUCGGAAGCCCUUUAGUGAUUUGCAACCCAGUAACGAGGGAAUUCACAAUACUUCCUGAACUUACUACGACUUCUGACUGGUUUAACCGUGCUCGGGCUCGGGUACAAGCUGGUUUUGGUUUCCAACCCAAAACUAAUGAAUAUAAGGUGAUCAUAAUGUGGAACAAAUAUGUUAGACGAAACAAUCGUUUGGUGUUUGAGCGUGUAGUGCUCGAGAUACACACGCUUGGAACACCAUCAUGGAGAAAGGUUGAAGUGGAUCCUCAAAUUUCUUUUUUGAAGCUUUUGAAUCCAACAUGUGUGAAUGGCGCACUUCAUUGGAUUAUAUUUGAAACGGGGCAACAAAAGUCAAUAUUGUGUUUCAAUUUUGAAAGUGAGAGGUUGCAGUCGUUUCCUUCUCCUCCACAUGUGUUUGGAAAUCAUGAUAAUGGAUUUCCCCUUAGCAUGCCUAUUAGAUUGGGAGAAUUGAAGGGAUUUCUUUACAUUUGUCAUAUAUCGUCUCUUGAGAAUGUUACAAUGUGGGUUAUGAAUGAAUAUGGCAUUGGAGAAUCAUGGACUAUUGUUUACAGCAUUGAUACUUCGCUCUUGCUCAUGCCGGGCACUUGUUUGGGCUAUCCUGAUCCGUGGCGUUGUGGUUGUUAUUGGCUGUCUAAACACCACGAACCUGAGAAACAUGAGUUCAAAGUUUUUCGAAUUCAAGGGACAACUUUAGGAGAAGUUGAAGUAAUUGAAUAUAUUCCAAGUCUAAUAUCAUUGAACGAUGUCGUGAAAGGAGACAAUGUUGAAGCGUUGAACACCCACUCAUGGUGGGAAAACGAUAUUACAUGUGGAGAAAAUGAAGUUCUUUCCAUAUCUCAACAUAUUGUUUGAGAGUUGGAAAGUACACGUUCUUCACCUGCACUUCUGGUGAAGAAUUUGGUGAAGAGCCUGCUUCCUAAUAAGAGAAAAUUUGGAAAUACAGAAGGCUGGGUAUGUUAUUAAAACGAAGUCAAUCAAUAUGCUGAAGAGAAUUUUUUGAGCUGGAGGAAACAUCCGCAAAGUUUCGGAGCCGUGGAGCUGCAUCAAAGAAUUUUUUUUGUAUGCUUUUGUUAAGUAAUUUUAAACCAAAUAAGGACUGAAUUCUUUGAUGGAUUGGUUACAUGAUGUUGUAUGCUUUUAAAGUUUGUUUUGAACUGCGAUGUAUUGCUGGUUCCUAAUAUGUUUUGUUUGAGUUAAUGUUGAACUCAGUAUACUUCUGUUUUGAACUGUGAUGAAUUGCUGGUUUCU
Molecule: messenger RNA, 2262 nt
Organism: Medicago truncatula (barrel medic)
Lineage: Eukaryota; Viridiplantae; Streptophyta; Magnoliopsida; Fabales; Fabaceae
Product: F-box protein At3g07870
Exons: 5
Coding region: 394-1866 (490 amino acids)
Molecular function (GO): protein binding
Source: RefSeq, a predicted model, not a curated record